GAGAAGGUGGGUAAGGCCGCAGUGAAUCAUUUCUAAUCAGUUCCGAUCUUACUUUUCCCACCUGUCAUUCUUCUUCUAGCGUUUACCGAUCCAAAAAUAUUAUAAUUUCCCAAGAAAAAUCACAUACAUUUUCCCAAGAAAAUAAAAACCCGAAAGCCGAACGCACACCCUGACCUGAGCCAAUGAUCUCCCAUUCCUAAUUUCUCGUCUUAAUAAUACGAUGAGGUCAUGGCAUGACCUCUUCUUGAACCAAAAUAUUGAAUUCUUGAUUUCAGAUAUUAAUGGAAGAAGAGAAAAAGGCAACUCUUUCUUUAGAACCAAGAAAAACCAGCGAAUCGGAGAAAGUGAAGUUGAUCCAAUGGGAAGAUUACGAACAAGAAGCUGCAAGAUUGUGGAGUCUCUCUUCUGCUCUAAAAGAAGCUGAGGAGAAGAAAUUAAAUCUCAAGCAAAAGCUCAAUUCUUUUAUUCAAGUCAAAGCUGAGUCAUUAAGUCGAUUGAAUGAGCUUGAAGAGAUGCGUCAGAAAUUGGAGGCUAAAGAGUUGGCAAUAGAAAGCAUUUCGGCACGUACUAAGGUUGCAGCGGAGAAUGCUAAAAAGGAAGAGAAUAGGCUUAGUAUGGAAGUUAGAUCGUUGUUGGUUGCUGGUACUGCUCUUUCUGUAUCUAGCAAGCAACUUCAGGAAUCAAAGAGGUCAGUUUCUGGAGAGAGGGGUUAUGGUCGUCUCAGAAACUUGCAAAAGAUGCUAAGAAUAAGGCAACAAUAUACGAUUUCACAAGUUUCAUUGCUUUUUCCUGUAAAGAUAUCAGCUGGACCUUCAGAGGAGCAAGAACUUGAAUCAUUUCCAAACACUAGUAAAUCAGGCAACUACACUGGAUCUAAACCCGUCAAUCAAGGAUCUUUGACAAUUUUAGGACUGCAUUUAACCAUGCUUCCUUUCACAAAGAUUAGUUUUUUUACUGAUAAGAAGGAGAUUCAGAAGUCUGCAACUGCCCUCGGAUAUGUUGCCCAUGCUGUUUCACUCAUUGCUUCAUAUUUAGAAGUUCCUUUGCGAUACCCCGUGCGUUUAGGUGGCUCUAGAUCAUAUAUUAAUGAUUAUGCACCUUCAGCAGAGCCUACAUUGCCGGAAUUAUCGUUGAGUGCAUCAUCCUCCACUAAUGUGAAGCCUGUUGAGUUUCCUCUCUUUCUGGAAGGUCAAGAUACAACUCGAGCAGCUUAUGCUGUAUUUCUGUUAAACAAGGAUUUGGAGCAGCUUUUGAAUUAUAUUGGUAUUAAGAGUUUAGGACCCCGCCAUGUACUGGCUAAUCUGAAGGAGCUUAUAAGGACAAUUCAAUCUGCAGAAUUUUUAGAUACGUGAUCUGAUCUUCCUGUCACCACUUUUAAGUAGGGAUUUAGCAACUUCUUUGUAAAUGAAUUACUUGAAUUCAUACAGAGGUGCAAUUUUUUUUUAAUGCAGCACCUUUCUGUAGAUACUAAAUUCUUACAUUUGAUCGAUAGAAGCCAUAGUUUAUAUGGAUAUAUAUAUAUUGUUUGUAAAUUUUAGUA
This is a messenger RNA of Ricinus communis (castor bean), 1540 nucleotides long. RefSeq names its product UV radiation resistance-associated protein. Gene Ontology annotation, molecular function: SNARE binding. The record is from RefSeq and is a predicted model, not a curated record. NCBI's taxonomy places the organism in Eukaryota, Viridiplantae, Streptophyta, Magnoliopsida, Malpighiales, Euphorbiaceae. Gene Ontology annotation, biological process: SNARE complex assembly. The transcript has 6 exons. Gene Ontology annotation, cellular component: endosome; lytic vacuole. The coding region runs from base 282 to 1352 and encodes 356 amino acids.